GCCCCGAGUGGGGUAGACCGGGCCGGACGGUUGGGCUGCGUGGCCUCGCGCUCCUCCUUCCCACGCAGGGUGCCCUGGCGUGGCCAGACUCGCUCGCCAUGGCGGCUGCGGAGGCGAGAAGUGUUUUCCACAGAGCCCGGGGCAGGACCCUGGACGCGUUUCUCGCAGAAAAAGAAAGGGAGUGGAAAGGCCCGUUCUACUUCAUCCAAGGGGCAGACCCCCAGUUUGGACUGAUGAAGGCCUGGUCCACUGGGGAGUGUGACAGUGGCGGUGACGAGUGGGGACAGGAGACGCGUCUAACUGAGCAAGCUGUCCGGGCCGUCAACAGGCUGAACCCCAAACCCAAAUUCUUUGUUCUGUGUGGGGACCUCGUCCAUGCCAUGCCAGGGAUGCCCUGGCGGAAGGAGCAGACGGAGGACCUGCAGCGGGUGCUCAGGGAUGUGGACAGUGAGAUCCCACUGGUCUUCGUCAGUGGCAACCAUGAUGUGGGCAACGUGCCCACCCCAGAGACCAUCGAGGAGUUCCAGCAGACUUGGGGAGAUGACUAUUUCAGCUUCUGGGUCGGGGGCGUCCUGUUCCUUGUCCUCAACUCCCAGUUCUUGUACGAUGCCUCCAGGUGCCCUGCCUUGAAGCAGGCCCAGGACCAGUGGCUGGACCAGCAGCUGAGCAUCGCAGGGCAGCGGAAGUGCCAGCACGCCAUCGUCUUCCAGCACAUCCCACUGUUCCUUGAAAGCAUCGAUGAGGAUGACGACUACUUCAACCUCAGCAAGCCUGUUCGGAAGGAGAUGGUAGACAAGCUCUCCAAAGCAGGUGUCAAAGCUGUGUUCUCGGGCCACUACCACAGGAACGCUGGGGGCAUCUACCAGAACCUCGACAUGGUGGUGUCGUCUGCCAUCGGAUGCCAGCUGGGCAAGGACACCCACGGGCUCCGAGUCGUGGUGGUCACCGCGGAGAAGAUCGUCCAUCGGUACUACAGUUUAGAUGAGCUGAGUGAGAAAGGGAUGGAGGAUGACCUGAUGGAUUUGCUGAAAGAAAAAUGAUUGCCAUUUAUGAUCUAUUCACUUCCGCUAUUUUAUUUUGCCAGAAACAGCAGCUGCAGACAACCACUUAUUGAAUAUAAAAGUAUACCAGGCAGAUUUGUGAAUUUAUGUUCUUUUGCAUAAAUCAGAGAGCUGGGUCGUAUCCUAAAUUAUAUCCAAAAUAGAACUGCCCUCCCUUUAAGAACGAGAAGGGGAGGAGUGGAGCCUGGGAAUAAAAGAAUAAAUGAUAUUGAAACAUC
This is a messenger RNA of Equus quagga, 1279 nucleotides long. It is a transcript of the gene CPPED1, whose product is annotated as calcineurin like phosphoesterase domain containing 1. The transcript has 4 exons. Lineage: Eukaryota; Metazoa; Chordata; Mammalia; Perissodactyla; Equidae. The coding region runs from base 99 to 1040 and encodes 313 amino acids. Gene Ontology annotation, molecular function: hydrolase activity. The record is from RefSeq and is a predicted model, not a curated record.